Messenger RNA from Funneliformis mosseae, 125 nucleotides. The record is from the annotation of a GenBank genome assembly. NCBI's taxonomy places the organism in Eukaryota, Fungi, Glomeromycota, Glomeromycetes, Glomerales, Glomeraceae.
AUGAAUGAUAAUGAAGAUAUCAUAUAUGGUUCAGAUACUGAUAUCGAUUUGGUAGAUUCUGAAGAUUUUUGUGAAGCUAGUUUUGAAGAUGCAGUAAAUGAUAUGAUCGAUGAGCAUAUUUCAUA